AUGGCUCCUUAUAUCAACGCCCACGAGUGGGCCACCGACAAUGAAGCUGGCGUGAACCAGAUCAAGGACAAGGCCGGGGUCGCCUCCGUCAAAUUGGAAGCCACCGCAAAGCCCCCAGUCGCUGAUGACUACAUGUACGACUUCAAGUUCAACCACGCGCUUCCCACCUCCGAUGUUCUCGGAAUCGAGAUUCCUGCCGACUGCGAUGCUCAAAAAGAGGCUGAAGCCAUUGUGGCUCGCCUCUCCGAGGCUUUAGGAAAAGGCGAUGCUCGGGACUUUGCAGAUCAAUUCCUCGAUUAUGGCGUUUGGCGAGACAAGCUCGCAUUCACCUGGGACUACCGCACCUUCAACUUCCAGCCGGCGAUCUUGAAGGCUGCCUCCGACCUUUUGCCCAACACCAAGGCCUCUAAUUUCAAGUUCCUGAAGCCUGCCCCAAAGAUCGACCGCCCCUACCCUGACUAUGCCCAGCUGCAAUUCAUAGUGUCUUUCGAGACCAAUGUUGUGCUUGCUUCAGCUGUCAUUAAUGCAGUCCUCACUAGGGGUGGCUGGAGGAUCUAUACCAUGCACACCGUUGCUGAGAAGCUGAAGCAGUUCCCCGAGAUCCCGCCCGCUGACGGACACAUGACCGGUGUCGUGAGCUGGGAGAAGCAGAGGUCGCUGGAUGUUGACGCUGCUGAUCCGGAGAUACUAAUUAUCGGUGGUGGCCAGAACGGACUGGCGCUAGCUGCCAGAUGCAAGGCACUUGGCAUGAACAAUCUCAUCAUCGAGCACAGCGCAGGAGUUGGCGAUGUUUGGAAGAAGCGGUACGAGUAUCUAUCGCUUCAUUUCCCACAUUGGGCAGACGAUUUGCCUUACUUUCCCUAUCCCAAGCACUGGCCCACGUACACUCCCGCACAGAAGCAAGGGGCUUAUAUGGAGUGGUAUGCCUCAGCUCUUGAACUUAACGUCUGGCUCAAAUCGUCAGUUGUCAAGGCCGAACAGCACGACCAGGGCAAUUGGACAGUAGUUAUCAACAAAGAGGACAGGGAAACCCGCAUACUGCACCCGAAGCAGGUCGUUAUGGCCACCUCCCUGUGCGGCACCCCUAUGCUCCCCGCUGUCCCAGGGAUGACCGACUUCAAAGGUGUCAUUCGACACUCUACCUCGCACGAUAGCGCUCGUGACUUCGUUGGCAAGAAGGUAUGUGUGGUUGGCACCUCGUCCUCCGGCUUCGACACCGCCUUUGACUGCGCCCGCCGCGGCAUCGAUGUCACCCUUCUUCAGCGGUCGCCGACAUACAUCAUGUCCCUCACUCACUCCGUCCCCCGCAUGAUCGGCAACUAUGCCCCCGAUGCCGACCUAGAUCGCCCCAAUCUUGAGGAGCAAGAUCGCCUGUUCUUUGCUACCCCUGUUGGCCCCGGCGAGGAGCUCGCCAGGCGCAACGCCAAAGUCAUUGAGAGCCUAGAUCGGCCCCUGCUUGAAGGGCUCAAUGCCCGUGGUCUCCGAACGUGGCGUGGCCAGCGGGGUACUGGCGGCUCAACGUUAGGCCAGACCCGUAAUGGCGGCUUCUACUUUGAUGCCGGUGCCUGCGAACACAUCAUCAACGGCAAUAUCAAGGUCGAAUCCGGGUACAUAGAGCGCUUCACAGAGGACAAGGUGAUCCUAAGCGGUGACCGCGUACGCGAGUUCGACUUGAUUGUCUUCGCAACCGGCUUCACCAACACAAUUGACUCUGUGCGUUCCACUCUUGGCGACAAGAUGGCUGACCAAUGUGGUCCGAUCUGGGGCAUUGACGAGGAGGGCGAGUUUAAGACCGCAUAUAGAGAGACCGGAGUACCGAACCUCUGGAUCAUGGUGGGAUACCUCCCCUAUACACGCUUUCAUUCCAAGCUACUCGCUAUGAGAUUGAAGGCUCUGAAGGAGGGCAUCGCGUCGGCCCCUUACAAGACAUAG
This is a messenger RNA of Phaeoacremonium minimum UCRPA7, 1932 nucleotides long. RefSeq names its product putative flavin-containing monooxygenase protein. Bases 1 to 1932 code for a protein of 643 amino acids. The transcript has 3 exons. Gene Ontology annotation, molecular function: monooxygenase activity; flavin adenine dinucleotide binding. NCBI's taxonomy places the organism in Eukaryota, Fungi, Ascomycota, Sordariomycetes, Togniniales, Togniniaceae. The record is from RefSeq and is a predicted model, not a curated record.